Molecule: messenger RNA, 3453 nt
Organism: Diachasma alloeum
Lineage: Eukaryota; Metazoa; Arthropoda; Insecta; Hymenoptera; Braconidae
Product: protein scribble homolog
Exons: 6
Coding region: 342-3131 (929 amino acids)
Molecular function (GO): protein binding
Source: RefSeq, a predicted model, not a curated record
CAUCGAUCGAAACCCACCUCACGCUCGUCGUUCUCCAACGUACUCACCCGUGUUUUCCGUCGAUUUACCACACGCCUGCAGUGCGACCGUGUACGCGGUACCUCGUGGUUCAAUCCCCAACGUUUGCUUUAGCCGUGUUUUCACUCUUUGUUCAGUUUUUUCCCCCUCAUUCUGUUUUUUUCAUUUGUUCGUUUGGUACUGUGAAACUCGUAUUGUGCUGUCGUAGUUGUUUGUACAAUUUGAAAACGUCAAUGAGGACAAUUACUGAAGUUACAAUUUGCAUGUUCAACAUGAGUGGGUUAUUGUAAUUGUUUGGCGAUUGAUUUUCAAGCUGAUAAAUCAUGUUCAAACGACUGGCAAAAGCGAGACGACACAGCGCAGACGAGGUUGGUGCCUCGCUUCCGCCAACUCCACUGGACGAGCCGCCUGGAAACGUAGGAACAUCGAAUAAAUUCCUGGAUGUACCAAUCCAUCAGGCGUUUAAUCCAGCGAUACUCCGUGGCUCGAGAUUCAAGUAUGCGAGAAGAAGUUGUGGCGAUGCUACGGCCAUUCAGUCAAUGAUCCUCACCGAUGAGACUGGAAUUGGUACACGCGUUGGAGUUGACAAUGAUUAUCAGACUGUCACUGCUGUGCCGGCUUUUAUCGUCGAGCAUGAGCCUGAGAAAGCGCGAGGUUUGGGUGUGUGGGGACGAAGGAUGAGCAAAAAAAUCGAAUCCUUCCGGCGUGUUGGCUCGAGAGAGUCCAUCUGUGCACUCGAACGUGAAGACACCGUUAACAAUAACAAUCACGAAAGUAAUAACAAUAAUACCGAUAAAUCCCCGGAGAAUCGUAAAAAUGAUGGUAAAUUGUUGUCGAGACGAUCACCAUCGCCGUUCAAAUCAUUCUUCAUCAGAAUGGGUUCAACUGGAAUGUUGAACUCCACUAAAACAAUGAGACGAUCUUCCAACUGUGAUGAUAGACUAAAAACCACGGAUAAGGAGACAUUAUUCAGAAGCUGCAGUACAUCACAAUUGAAUACAAGCCCAACUUAUGUUAAAGGUGACGAUCCCUCGGAGGGAAUUGAUCUUCAGAUUGCUCACAGGAAAGACAAGACAAUGUCCUGCGAUAAUCUCGUGGAUAAUCACGAUGAUGAUGUAUUCGAGGGGAUAUCGAUGACCUCAUCAUCGAGAAGAUCAUCGUCGUCGGGUUUUGGUGCUUGCGACUUCAACGAUACGCGAAAUGAUGCGCUGAGAAAGUCGAGUAGCUGUGACUUCAAGGAAACAAAGAGAUGCAACUUUCCGUAUGCCUUUUUGCGUUCAAAAUUGUCCGUCCUACCAGAAGAGCGAAAUGGUCCUCCUCAGACGAAGGAGGAUCGUCUGUUCAAAGCCACCUCUGAGGAGCAUUUUCCAGUUUUAAAAAUCGAUGAGUCCUUCGAUGGUACAACGACCCUGGGCAGACGACGGAGUAAACACUCGAGCGGGGAUAAUCCUCAAACACCUAGAUUCAGCCGGAAUUCAUACGCUGAGUAUAGAGGUGGUAGGGCCUCCAGUAGUCUCAGCAAAUGUGACCCAGACAGGUACAGUCUCAAUCCGAGUAACCUAGAGCGAAUGGAGGACACGUUGAAACGUGAGGAGAGAUGCUACAGUCCAUUUAUGCGUCCACCAAGAACCGUCCAGCCGACGCUCACUGAAUCGAGUCAAGAGACCUCAGACUACACGCAAAUCGAUAGUUACAGAUUAUCGGAGACGUCUUCCUUGGGGGCAGAGCUGGAUGUCAUAGCGACAUUGAGGAAUCACCGGCGCAACUCAGCCCCCUGUCCUGAACAAAGACUGUCAUCUCAUUACGUGAGUUCUAAUGAGUCGGGUUAUGAUUCGGAUGGUGGAGGUAGGGGUGAAUCCACUGCAACCUUCGAAAAUGAAACACUUAGCUUGAAGUGUACAGAUAGCUCUGACACGAGUAGUGUUAUUGAUUCGGAGCUUGAGAAACCGAUGAGGAGCUCAACGCCGAGCGAGUGCCGCGAUGUGACGAGCAAUCUUAGUGUUAAGAUGAUUAAACCCGUAAGGAGUGCGUCUGAUAUGAAUGAGGGGAUAGAUGGCCUCAGGUGGCAUCAGAGCACAUCUGGCAGACUAUUGCCGAGCAUUCAUCAGGGCUCGUACGAUGAUACCCCGUCAAAUCGAUUAUCAUUGUGCUCGGAUAGCGUGCAGAGUAUUAAGAUAGAGCAGCAGGUGGAUUGUACACCGCCUCAUCGCGUUAGACUCCAGCAGGAUAAAACGAGAUUUCUGAGUGACAUUAUUCAACCACCGAGGAGGGUUAGGAGAUGUCGAGUGGUGCAGUUGGCGAGGAGGGAUGGGAAGGAUAGUCUGGGGAUUAGAUUGGCUCAGCAAAAUGUGGGAGAGAUGAAGUAUAUUGUUGUGCAGUUGGAGAAUGAUGGAAUUGCACACAGGGAUGGAAGAUUACGUUUAGGCGAUGAAAUAGUCGAAGUAGAAGGUAAAGAAUUGCGAACACUGAAAACCCUCGAGGAAGUACAGGAAUUCCUGAAGUCAUUUACGGGUAAUAAGGUGCGACUGACUACGGCCUACGAGGAAACCGUACCCGAGGGAUACACAGAGACAACAGCCAUCCCCAAGGAGUACGAACACCUUGAGAAUGCCAAGAAUCUCUCAAAUGCAUCACAAAUGGAUAAUCAGAGGCAGUGUGAUGUAUCGGGUGAUCGAGUGGAGGUGGAUAACCAGGUGGAUAGUUUGCAGAGGAAACGGCCAAAUUAUCUUCCAUUAACGUGUGUUACGAAGACUAGAAAGGAUCCAGUUGAACCUACACCGGAUGCUGACCAGUACUUGACGAGACAUGUUGCGAGAUUCGAGAAGGGUAUUGGAAAGCCGAGUCUCGGGUUCAGCGUUGUUGGCGGUAGGGACAGCCCGAGGGGAGAGAUGGGAAUUUUUGUGAGGCGAGUGUUUCCUGGAGGGCAGGCGGACUCCUCCAAGGCUCUUUUCCAAGGAGAUGAAAUUCUCAGUCUCAAUGGCAAACAGUUGCGGGGGUGCACGCAUCAGGAAGUUAUUGAGUUGUUCAAGGCUGUUAGAGAAGGAGUAGUGGAGCUGGAAAUCGCUAGGAGGCAUAGGUAUCCAAAGACUGCAUUGAAAUCAGCGCCGUACUAGCAAACUAUCGACAAUAGAAAAAGAAACACCCACCGGAAGUGCUGACAAGUUUUAGACUCUAGUCUCAUUAAAAAAAAAACGGAUCUUCAUAUUUGUUGCAUUUAAUUUAUUUCGUCCAUAAGUAUUGUUUAAAUCGUUCUCGUUUUUACGAAUCCUUUUUAACUUAUUUUCUAAGAUUUUAUACAAAAACGUUAAGAAGCGAGAUCACUAUAUCAGCUUUCAACAAUAGUUCCAGAGAAAUAAAUAAAUAAAUAAUUGUAAUUUUGUAGAAUUCCAAUAAUUAUCUAUAAUAUAUUUCACAUUAAAUAACAUAUCCGAUGAA